Venturia canescens is the source of this 32511-nucleotide messenger RNA. RefSeq lists its product as uncharacterized. The record is from RefSeq and is a predicted model, not a curated record. Lineage: Eukaryota; Metazoa; Arthropoda; Insecta; Hymenoptera; Ichneumonidae. Bases 1 to 32511 code for a protein of 10836 amino acids. The transcript has 53 exons.
AUGGAGUUGUCGAGAGACGCAGUCGUAGCUGAGACAGUAGUAGCGGAAGACACGGUAGAGCCUGGAGUAGUUGUACCGGAAGACGAGGUCGUGAAAGAAGUCGUCAGGUCGGGUGACGCGGUCGUGGCUGGAGCAGUCGUACCGGAGGACGAGUACGUGGGGAGACUGGUCGUACCGGAGGACGAAUACGUGGGGAGACUGGUCGUAACGGAAGAAAAGAACGUAGAAGAUGGCGUCAGGUCGAAUGUUGCAGUUGUAUCGGGUGUAGUUGUACAGGAAGACUAUUUCGUAGAAGGUGUCAUCAGGUCGGGCGACGCGGUCGUAACUGGAGUAGUUGUACCGGAAGAAGAGUUCUUAGAAGGUGUGGUUAGCUCGGGCGACGCGGUUUUAGCUGGAGUAGUUGUACCGGAAGAAGAGUUCUUAGAAGGUGUCGUUAGGUCAGGUGACGCGCUCGAAGCUAGAGUACUUACACCGGAAGACGUGAUCGUGGCCGGUGUCGACAGGUCGGGUGAAAGGGUUGUGUCUGAAGGAGUGGUAACGGAAGACAAGGUUAUAGACGAUGUCGACAAGUCGAGAGGCGCGGUCGUGGCUGGGGAAGUAGUAGCGGAAGACGGGGUUGUGCCUGGAGUAGUUGUCCCCGACAACGAGGUCGUAAAAAUUGUCGACAAUUCGGGGGUCGCGGUCGUGGCUGGAGUAGUCGUACCGGAAAACGAGGUAGUGGCUGGAGUAGUCGUAUUGGAAGACGCGGUCGUGACUGAACUAGUCGUACCGGAAGAAGAAGUCGUGGUUGGAGUAGCCGUAUUGGAAGACGCGGUCGUGACUGAACUUGUCGUACCGGAAGACGAAGUCGUGGCUGGAGUAGUCGUACCGGCAGACGCCGUCUUGGAAGGUGUCGUAAGGUCGGGCGACGCGAACCCUUCUAAAGUAUUCGUACCCGAAGAUGAGUUCGUAGAAAGUAUCGGUGAGUCAGCAUACGCGAGUUCAUCCGGAGUACUCAUAUUCGACGAAGAGGUCGUAGAAGGUGGCGAGAAUUUGGGUAACGCAGUCGUUGCUGGAGUAGUUGUACCGGAAGACGAGGUCGUGGCUGGAGUAGUCGUAUUGGAAGACGCGGUCGUGACUGAACUACUCGUACCGGAAGACGACGUCGUGGCUGGAGUAGUCGUACUGGAAGACGAGGUCGCAGCUGGAGUGGUCGUACCGGGAGACGAGGUCGUAGACGAUAACGACAGGUCGAGAGACGAAAUCGUAGCUGAGGAAGUAGCAGCGGGAGACGGGGUUGAGCCUGGAGAAGUUGUCCCCGACGACGGAGUCGUGGAAUUUGUAGACAGUUCGAGUGUCGCAGUCGUGGCUGGAGUAAGCGUACCGGAAGACGAAGUCGUGGCUGGAGUAAUCAUAUCAAAAGAUGAGCUCGUAGAAAGUUUCGUGAGUUCAAGCGAUGCGGUGGCAGCGGGGGUAGUACUACCCGAAGACGAGAUCGUGGAUGGUGGAGCCGCGUCCGGUGACUGUGUCGUGGUUGAAGAAAUCGUAUCCGAGAACGAGGACGAGGCUGGAGUUGUCGUACCGGAAGACGAGGUCGUGGACGAUGUUGACAUUUCGAGAGGGGGGGUCGUGGCUGAGGAAGUAGUAGCGGAAGACGGGGUCGUGCCUGGAGUAGUUGUCCUCGAGGACGGAGUCGUGGAAGUUGUCGACAGUUCGGGUGUUGCUGUCGUGACUGGCUUCGUAGUACCGGAAGACGAGGUCGGGGCUGGAGUAUUCGCAUCAGAAGAUGAAGUCCUAGAAACUGUCGUCAGGUCAGGCGACGCGCUCGAAGCUAAAGUACUUCCACCGGAAGACGUGAUCGUGGACGGAGUCGCAAGGUCGGAUGAAGGGCUUGUGCCUGAAGAAGUGGUAACGGAGGACGAGGUCGUAGACGAUGUCGACAGGUCGAGAGAAACGGUCGUGGCUAGGGAAGUAGUAGCGGAAGACAGGGUUGUGCCUGGAAUAGUUGUCCUCGAUGACGGAGUCGUGGAAGUUGUCGACAGGUCGGGUGUUGCUGUCGUGACUGAACUAGUCGUACCGGGAGACGCCGUCGUGCCUGGAGUAAUCGUACCGGAAGACGCAGUCUUGGAAGGUGUCGUAAGGUCGGGCGACGCGAACCUUUCUGAAGUAUUCGUACCCGAUGACGAGUUCGUAGAAAGUAUCGGUGAGUCAGCAUACGCGAGUUCAUCCGGAGUACUCAUAUUCGACGAAGAGGUCGUAGAAGGUGGCGAUAAUUCGGGUAACGCAGUCGUUGCUGGAGUAGUUGUACUGAAAGACGAGGUCGCAGCUGAAGUGGUCGUACCGGGAGACGAGGUAGUAGUCGAUGUCGACAGAUCGAGAGUCGAAAUCGUGGAUGAGGAAGUAGUAGCGGGAGACGGGGUUGUGCCUGGAGAAGUUGUCCCCGACGACGGAGUCGUGGAAGUUGUCGACAGUUCGGCUGUUGCUGUCGUGACUGGCGUCGUCGUACCGGAAAACGAGGUCGUUGCUGGAGUAUUCGCAUUAGAAGAUGAAGUCGUAGAAUGUGUCGCCAGGUCAGGCGACGCGCUCGUAGCUAGGGUACUCCCACCGGAAGACGUGAUCGUGGAUGGUGUCGCAAGGUCUGGAGUUGGACUUGUGCCUGAAAAAGUGGUAACGGAAGACGAGGUCGCAGACGAUGUCGUCAGUUCGAGAGGGGCGGUCGUGGCUGCGGAAGGAUUAGCGGAAGACGGGGUCGUGCCUGCAGUAGUUGUCGUCGAUGACGGAGUCGUGGAAGUUGUCGACAGUUCGGGUGUUGCGGUCGUGACUAGCGUCGUCGUACCGGAAGACGAGGUCGUUGCUGGAGUAUUGGCAACAGAAGAUGAAGUCGUAGAAAGUGUCGCCAGGUCAAGCAACGCGCUCGUUGCUAGAGUACUCCCACCGGAAGACGUGUUCAUGGACGGUUUCGUAAGGUCGGGUGAUGGGCUUGUGUCUGAAGAAUUGGUAACGGAAGACGAGGUCGUAGACGAUGUCGUCAGUUCUUCGGCUGUUGCUGUCGUGACUGGCGUCGUCGUACCGGAAAACGAGGUCGUUGCUGGAGUAUUCGCAUUAGAAGAUGAAGUCGUAGAAAGUGUCGCCAGGUCAGGCGACGCGCUCGUAGCUAGGGUACUCCCACCGGAAGACGUGAUCGUGGAUGGUGUCGCAAGGUCUGGAGUUGGACUUGUGCCUGAAAAAGUGGUAACGGAAGACGAGGUCGUAGGCGAUGUCGUCAGUUCGAGAGGUGCGGUCGUGGCUGCGGAAGUAUUAGCGGAAGACGGGGUCGUGCCUGCAGUAGUUGUCGUCGAUGACGGAGUCGUGGAAGUUGUCGACAGUUCGGGUGUUGCGGUCGUGACUAGCGUCGUCGUACCGGAAGACGAGGUCGUUGCUGGAGUAUUGGCAUCAGAAGAUGAAGUCGUAGAAAGUGUCGCCAGGUCAAGCGACGCGCUCGUAGCUAGAGUACUCCCACCGGAAGACGUGAUCAUGGACGGUGUCGUAAGGUCGGGUGAUGGGCUUGUGCCUGAAGAAAUGGUAACGGAAGACGCGGUCGUAGACGAUGUCGUCAGUUCUUCGGGUGUAGCUGUCGUGACGGGCGUCGUCGUACCGGAAGACGAGGUCGUUGCUGGAGUAUUGGCAUCAGAAGAUGAAGUCGUAGAAAGUGUCGCCAGUUCGGGUGUCGCGUUCGUGACUGGCGUAGUCGUACCGGAAGACGGGGUAGUGGCUGUAGUAGUCGUAUUGGAAGAUGCGGUCGUGACUGAACUAGUCGUGCCGGAAGAAGAAGUCGUGGUUGGAGUAGUCGUAUUGUACGACGCGGUCGUGACUGAACUACUCGUACCGGAAGACGACGUCGUGGCUGGAGUAGUCGUACCGGAAGACGAGUUCAUAGAAAGUAUCGGUGAGUCAGCAUACCCGAGUUCAUCCGGAGUACUCAUAUUCGACGAAGAGGUCGUAGAAGGUGGCGAGAAUUCAGUCGUACGGGAAGGCGAGGAGGUAGUCGUCGAUGUCGACAGAUCGAGAGUCGAAAUCGUGGCUGAGGAAGUAGUAGCGGGAGACGGGGUUGUGCCUGGAGAAGUCGUCCCCGACGACGGAGUCGUGGAAGUUGUCGACAGUUCGGCUGUUGCUGUCGUGACUGGCGUUGUCGUACCGGAAGACGAGGUCGUUGCUGGAGUAUUCGCAUCAGAAGAUAAAGUCGUAGAAAGUGUCGUCAGGUCAGGCGACGCGCUCGUAGCUAGGGUACUCCCACCGGAAGACGUGAUCGUGGAUGGUGUCGCAAGGUCGGGAGUUGGGCUUGUGCCUGAAGAAGUGGUAACGGAAGACGAGGUCGUAGACGAUGUCGUCAGUUCGAGAGGUGCGGUCGUGGCUGCGGAAGUAGUAGCGGUAGACGGGGUCGUGCCUGGAGUAGUUGUCCUCGAGGACGGAGUCGUGGAAUUUGUCAACAGUUCGGGUGUUGCUGUCGUGACUGGCGUCGUCGUACCGGAAGACGAGGUCGUUGCUGGAGUAUUGGCAUCAGAAGAUGAAGUCGUAGAAAGUAUCGCCAGGUCAAGCGACGCGCUCGUAGCUAGAGUACUCCCACCGGAAGACGUGAUCAUUGACGUUUUCGCAAGGUCGGGUGAUGGGCUUGUGCCUGAAGAAGUGGUAACGGAAGACGAGGUCGUAAACGAUGUCGUCAGUUCGAGAGGGGCGGUCGUGGCUGCGGAAGUAGUAGCGGAAGACGGGGUCGUGCCUGGAGUAGUUGUCCUCGAUGACGGAGUCGUGGAAGUUGUCGACAAUUCGGGUGUCGCGGUCGUGACUGGCGUAGUCGUACCGGAAGACGGGGUAGUGGCUGUAGUAGUCGUAUUGGUAGAUGCGGUCGUGACUGAACUAGUCGUGCCGGAAGAAGAAGUCGUGGUUGGAGUAGUCGUAUUGUACGACGCGGUCGUGACUGAACUACUCGUACCGGAAGACGACGUCGUGGCUGGAGUAGUCGUACCGGAAGACGAGUUCAUAGAAAGUAUCGGUGAGUCAGCAUACGCGAGUUCAUCCGGAGUACUCAUAUUCGACGAAGAGGUCGUAGAAGGUGGCGAGAAUUCAGUCGUACCGGAAGACGAGGAGGUAGUAGUCGAUGUCGACAGAUCGAGAGUCGAAAUCGUGGCUGAGGAAGUAGUAGCGGGAGUCGGGGUUGUGCCUGGAGAAGUUGUCCCCGACGACGGAGUCGUGGACGUUGUCGAGUGUUCGGGUGUUGCGGUCGUGACUGGAGUAGUCGUACCGGAAGACGAGGUCGUUGCUGAAGUAUUCACAUCAGAAGAUGAAGUCGUAGAAAGUGUCGUCAGGUCAGGCGACGCGCUCGUAGCUAGAGUACUCCUACCGGAAGACGUGAUCGUGGACGGUGUCGCAAGGUCGGGAGUUGGUCUUGUGCCUGAAGAAGUGGUAACGGAAGACGAGGUCGCAGACGAUGUCGUCAUAGUUGUCCUCGAGGACGGAGUCGUGGAAGUUGUCGACAGUUCGGGUGUUGCGGUCGUGACUGGCGUCGUCGUACCGGAAGACGAGGUCGUUGCUGGAGUAUUGGCAUCAGAAGAUGAAGUCGUAGAAAGUGUCGCCAGGUCAAGCGACGCGCUCGUAGCUAGAGUACUCCCACCGGAAGACGUGAUCAUGGACGGUGUCGUAAGGUCGAGUGAUGGGCUUGUGCCUGAAGAAUUGGUAACGGCAGACGAGGUCGUAGACGACGUCGUCAUUGUCCUCGAUGACGGAGUCGUGGAAGGUGUCGACAGUUCGGGUGUCGCGUUCGUGACUGGAGUAGUCGUACCGGAAGACGAAGACGUGGCUGGAGUAGUCGUAUUGGAAGCCGCGGUCGUGACUGAACUAGUCGUACCGGAAGACGACGUCGUGUCUGGAGUAAUCGUACCGGAAGACGCGGUCUUGGAAGGUGUCGUAAGGUCGUUCGACGCGAACUUUUCUAAAGUAUUCGUACCCGAAGACGAGUUCAUAGAAAGUAUCGGUGAGUCAGCAUACGCGAGUUCAUCCGGAGUACUCAUAUUCGACGAAGAGGUCGUAGAAGGUGGCGAGAAUUCAGUCGUACCGGAAGGCGAGGAGGUAGUCGUCGAUGUCGACAGAUCGAGAGUCGAAAUCGUGGCUGAGGAAGUAGUAGCGGGAGACGGGGUUGUGCCUGGAGAAGUCGUCCCCGACGACGGAGUCGUGGAAGUUGUCGACAGUUCGGCUGUUGCUGUCGUGACUGGCGUCGUCGUACCGGAAAACGAGGUCGUUGCUGGAGUAUUCGCAUCAGAAGAUGAAGUCGUAGAAAGUGUCGCCAGGUCGGGAGUUGGUCUUGUGCCUGAAGAAGUGGUAACGGAAGACGAGGUCGCAGACGAUGUCGUCAGUUCGAGAGGGGCGGUCGUGGCUGCGGAAGGAUUAGCGGAAGACGGGGUCGUGCCUGCAGUAGUUGUCGUCGAUGACGGAGUCGUGGAAGUUGUCGACGGUUCGGGUGUUGCGGUCGUGACUAGCGUCGUCGUACCGGAAGACGAGGUCGUUGCUGGAGUAUUCGCAUCAGAAGAUGAAGUCGUAGAAAGUGUCGCCAGGUCAAGCGACGCGCUCGUAGCUAGAGUACUCCCACCGGAAGACGUGAUCAUGGACGGUGUCGUAAGGUCGGGUGAUGGGCUUGUGCCUGAAGAAAUGGUAACGGCAGACGAGGUCGUAGACGACGUCGUCAGUUCUUCGGCUGUUGCUGUCGUGACAGGCGUCGUCGUACCGGAAAACGAGGUCGUUGCUGGAGUAUUCGCAUUAGAAAAUGAAGUCGUAGAAAGUGUCGCCAGGUCAGGCGACGCGCUCGUAGCUAGGGUACUCCCACCGGAAGACGUGAUCGUGGAUGGUGUCGCAAGGUCAGGAGUUGGGCUUGUGCCCGAAGAAGUGGUAACGGAAGACGAGGUCGCAGACGAUGUCGUCAGUUCGAGAGGGGCGGUCGUGGCUGCGGAAGUAUUAGCGGAAGACGGGAUCGUGCCUGGAGUAGUUGUCCUCGAUGACGGAGUCGUCGAAGUUGUCGACAUCUCGGGUGUCGCGGUCGUGGCUGCAGUAGUCGUACUGGAAGACGAGGUCGCAGCUGGAGUAGUCGUACCGGAAGACGAGGUCGUAGGCGAUGUCGACAGGUGGAGAGAAGCGGUCGUGGCUAGGGAACUAGUUGCGGAAGACGGGGUUGUGCCUGGACUAGUUGUCGUCGAUGACGGAGUCGUGGAAGUUGUCGACAGUUCGGGUGUUGCGGUCGUGACUGGCGUCGUCGUACCGGAAGACGAGGUCGUUGCUGGAGUAUUCGCAUCAGAAGAUGAAGUCGUAGAAAGUGUCGCCAGGUCAAGCGACGCGCUCGUAGCUAGAGUACUCCCACCGGAAGACGUGAUCAUGGACGGUGUCGUAAGGUCGAGUGAUGGGCUUGUGCCUGAAGAAAUGGUAACGGCAGACGAGGUCGUAGACGACGUCGUCAGUUCUUCGGCUGUUGCUGUAGUGACUGGCGUCGUCGUACCGGAAAACGAGGUCGUUGCUGGAGUAUUCGCAUUAGAAGAUGAAGUCGUAGAAAGUGUCGCCAGGUCAGGCGACGCGCUCGUAGCUAGGGUACUCCCACCGGAAGACGUGAUCGUGGAUGGUGUCGCAAGGUCGGGAGUUGGGCUUGUGCCCGAAGAAGUGGUAACGGAAGACGAGGUCGCAGACGAUGUCGUCAGUUCGAGAGGGGCGGUCGUGGCUGCGGAAGUAUUAGCGGAAGACGGGAUCGUGCCUGGAGUAGUUGUCCUCGAUGACGGAGUCGUCGAAGUUGUCGACAUCUCGGGUGUCGCGGUCGUGGCUGCAGUAGUCGUACUGGAAGACGAGGUCGCAGCUGGAGUAGUCGUACCGGAAGACGAGGUCGUAGGCGAUGUCGACAGGUGGAGAGAAGCGGUCGUGGCUAGGGAACUAGUUGCGGAAGACGGGGUUGUGCCUGGACUAGUUGUCGUCGAUGACGGAGUCGUGGAAGUUGUCGACAGUUCGGGUGUUGCGGUCGUGACUGGCGUCGUCGUACCGGAAGACGAGGUCGUUGCUGGAGUAUUCGCAUCAGAAGAUGAAGUCGUAGAAAGUGUCGCCAGGUCAAGCGACGCGCUCGUAGCUAGAGUACUCCCACCGGAAGACGUGAUCAUGGACGGUUUCGUAAGGUCGGUUGAUGGGCUUGUGCCUGAAGAAUUGGUAACGGAAGACGAGGUCGUAGACGAUGUCGUCAGUUCUUCGGCUGUUGCUGUCGUGACUGGCGUCGUCGUACCGGAAGACGAGGUCGUUGCUGGAGUAUUCGCAUUAGAAGAUGUAGUCGUAGAAAGUGUCGCCAGGUCAGGCGACGCGCUCGUAGCUAGGGUACUCCCACCGGAAGACGUGAUCGUGGAUGGUGUCGCAAGGUCUGGAGUUGGACUUGUGCCUGAAAAAGUGGUAACGGAAGACGAGGUCGUAGGCGAUGUCGUCAGUUCGAGAGGUGCGGUCGUGGCUGCGGAAGUAUUAGCGGAAGACGGGGUCGUGCCUGCAGUAGUUGUCGUCGAUGACGGAGUCGUGGAAGUUGUCGACAGUUCGGGUGUUGCGGUCGUGACUAGCGUCGUCGUACCGGAAGACGAGGUCGUUGCUGGAGUAUUGGCAUCAGAAGAUGAAGUCGUAGAAAGUGUCGCCAGUUUGGGUGUCGCGGUCGUGGCUGGAGUAGUCGUACCGGAAGACGAGGUCGUUGCUGGAGUAUUCGCAUCAGAAGAUAAAGUCGUAGAAAGUGUCGUCAGGUCAGGCGACGCGCUCGUAGCUAGGGUACUCCCACCGGAAGACGUGAUCGUGGAUGGUGUCGCAAGGUCGGGAGUUGGGCUUGUGCCUGAAGAAGUGGUAACGGAAGACGAGGUCGUAGACGAUGUCGUCAGUUCGAGAGGUGCGGUCGUGGCUGCGGAAGUAGUAGCGGUAGACGGGGUCGUGCCUGGAGUAGUUGUCCUCGAGGACGGAGUCGUGGAAUUUGUCAACAGUUCGGGUGUUGCUGUCGUGACUGGCGUCGUCGUACCGGAAGACGAGGUCGUUGCUGGAGUAUUGGCAUCAGAAGAUGAAGUCGUAGAAAGUGUCGCCAGGUCAAGCGACGCGCUCGUAGCUAGAGUACUCCCACCGGAAGACGUGAUCAUGGACGGUGUCGUAAGGUCGGGUGAUGGGCUUGUGCCUGAAGAAAUGGUAACGGAAGACGCGGUCGUAGACGAUGUCGUCAGUUCUUCGGGUGUAGCUGUCGUGACGGGCGUCGUCGUACCGGAAGACGAGGUCGUUGCUGGAGUAUUGGCAUCAGAAGAUGAAGUCGUAGAAAGUGUCGCCAGUUCGGGUGUCGCGUUCGUGACUGGCGUAGUCGUACCGGAAGACGGGGUAGUGGCUGUAGUAGUCGUAUUGGAAGAUGCGGUCGUGACUGAACUAGUCGUGCCGGAAGAAGAAGUCGUGGUUGGAGUAGUCGUAUUGUACGACGCGGUCGUGACUGAACUACUCGUACCGGAAGACGACGUCGUGGCUGGAGUAGUCGUACCGGAAGACGAGUUCAUAGAAAGUAUCGGUGAGUCAGCAUACGCGAGUUCAUCCGGAGUACUCAUGAUCGACGAAGAGGUCGUAGAAGGUGGCGAGAAUUCAGUCGUACCGGAAGGCGAGGAGGUAGUCGUCGAUGUCGACAGAUCGAGAGUCGAAAUCGUGGCUGAGGAAGUAGUAGCGGGAGACGGGGUUGUGCCUGGAGAAGUCGUCCCCGACGACGGAGUCGUGGAAGUUGUCGAGAGUUCGGGUGUUGCGGUCGUGACUGGAGUAGUCGUACCGGAAGACGAGGUCGUUGCUGAAGUAUUCGCAUCAGAAGAUGAAGUCGUAGAAAGUGUCGUCAGUUCAGGCGACGCGCUCAUAGCUAGAGUACUCCCACCGGAAGACAUGAUCGUGGAUGGUGUCGCAAGGUCGGGAGUUGCGCUUGUGCCUGAAGAAGUGGUAACGGAAGGCGAGGUCGCAGACGAUGUCGUCAGUUCGAGAGGGGCGGUCGUGGCUGCGGAAGUAUUAGCGGAAGACGGGAUCGUGCCUGGAGUAGUUGUCCUCGAUGACGGAGUCGUCGAAGUUGUCGACAUCUCGGGUGUCGCGGUCGUGGCUGCAGUAGUCGUACUGGAAGACGAGGUCGCAGCUGGAGUAGUCGUACCGGAAGACGAGGUCGUAGGCGAUGUCGACAGGUGGAGAGAAGCGGUCGUGGCUAGGGAACUAGUUGCGGAAGACGGGGUUGUGCCUGGACUAGUUGUCGUCGAUGACGGAGUCGUGGAAGUUGUCGACAGUUCGGGUGUUGCGGUCGUGACUGGCGUCGUCGUACCGGAAGACGAGGUCGUUGCUGGAGUAUUCGCAUCAGAAGAUGAAGUCGUAGAAAGUGUCGCCAGGUCAAGCGACGCGCUCGUAGCUAGAGUACUCCCACCGGAAGACGUGAUCAUGGACGGUUUCGUAAGGUCGGUUGAUGGGCUUGUGCCUGAAGAAUUGGUAACGGAAGACGAGGUCGUAGACGAUGUCGUCAGUUCGAGAGGUGCGGUCGUGGCUGCGGAAGUAUUAGCGGAAGACGGGGUCGUGCCAGGAGAAGUUGUCCUCGAUGACGGAGUCGUGGAAGUUGUCGACGGUUCGGGUGUUGCGGUCGUGACUGGCGUAGUCGUACCGGAAGACGGGGUAGUGGCUGUAGUAGUCGUAUUGGUAGAUGAGGUCGUGACUGAACUAGUCGUGCCGGAAGAAGAAGUCCUGGUUGGAGUAGUCGUAUUGUACGACGCGGUCGUGACUGAACUACUCGUACCGGAAGACGACGUCGUGGCUGGAGUAGUCGUACCGGAAGACGAGUUCAUAGAAAGUAUCGGUGAGUCAGCAUACGCGAGUUCAUCCGGAGUACUCAUAUUCGACGAAGAGGUCGUAGAAGGUGGCGAGAAUUCAGUCGUACCGGAAGACGAGGAGGUAGUAGUCGAUGUCGACAGAUCGAGAGUCGAAAUCGUGGCUGAGGAAGUAGUAGCGGGAGUCGGGGUUGUGCCUGGAGAAGUUGUCCCCGACGACGGAGUCGUGGACGUUGUCGAGUGUUCGGGUGUUGCGGUCGUGACUGGAGUAGUCGUACCGGAAGACGAGGUCGUUGCUGAAGUAUUCACAUCAGAAGAUGAAGUCGUAGAAAGUGUCGUCAGGUCAGGCGACGCGCUCGUAGCUAGGGUACUCCCACCGGAAGACGUGAUCGUGGAUGGUGUCGCAAGGUCGGGAGUUGGGCUUGUGCCUGUAGAAGUGGUAACGGAAGACGAGGUCGUAGACGAUGUCGUCAGUUCGAGAGGUGCGGUCGUGGCCGAGGAAGUAGUAGCGGAAGACGAGGUCGUGCCUGCAGUAGUUGUCCUCGAGGACGGAGUCGUGGAAUUUGUCGACAGUUCGGCUGUUGCUGUCGUGACUGGCGUCGUCGUACCGGAAAACGAGGUCGUUGCUGGAGUAUUCGCAUUAGAAGAUGAAGUCGUAGAAAGUGUCGCCAGGUCAGGCGACGCGCUCGUAGCUAGGGUACUCCCACCGGAAGACGUGAUCGUGGAUGGUGUCGCAAGGUCUGGAGUUGGACUUGUGGCUGAAAAAGUGGUAACGGAAGACGAGGUCGUUGGCGAUGUCGUCAGUUCGAGAGGUGCGGUCGUGGCUGCGGAAGUAUUAGCGGAAGACGGGGUCGUGCCUGCAGUAGUUGUCGUCGAUGACGGAGUCGUGGAAGUUGUCGACAGUUCGGGUGUUGCGGUCGUGACUAGCGUCGUCGUACCGGAAGACGAGGUCGUUGCUGGAGUAUUGGCAUCAGAAGAUGAAGUCGUAGAAAGUGUCGCCAGGUCAAGCGACGCGCUCGUAGCUAGAGUACUCCCACCGGAAGACGUGAUCAUGGACGGUGUCGUAAGGUCGAGUGAUGGGCUUGUGCCUGAAGAAUUGGUAACGGCAAACGAGGUCGUAGACGACGUCGUCAUUGUCCUCGAUGACGGAGUCGUGGAAGGUGUCGACAGUUCGGGUGUCGCGUUCGUGACUGGAGUAGUCGUACCGGAAGACGAAGACGUGGCUGGAGUAGUCGUAUUGGAAGCCGCGGUCGUGACUGAACUAGUCGUACCGGAAGACGACGUCGUGUCUGGAGUAAUCGUACCGGAAGACGCGGUCUUGGAAGGUGUCGUAAGGUCGUUCGACGCGAACUUUUCUAAAGUAUUCGUACCCGAAGACGAGUUCAUAGAAAGUAUCGGUGAGUCAGCAUACGCGAGUUCAUCCGGAGUACUCAUAUUCGACGAAGAGGUCGUAGAAGGUGGCGAGAAUUCAGUCGUACCGGAAGGCGAGGAGGUAGUCGUCGAUGUCGACAGAUCGAGAGUCGAAAUCGUGGCUGAGGAAGUAGUAGCGGGAGACGGGGUUGUGCCUGGAGAAGUCGUCCCCGACGACGGAGUCGUGGAAGUUGUCGACAGUUCGGCUGUUGCUGUCGUGACUGGCGUCGUCGUACCGGAAGACGAGGUCGUUGCUGGAGUAUUCGCAUCAGAAGAUAAAGUCGUAGAAAGUGUCGUCAGGUCAGGCGACGCGCUCGUAGCUAGGGUACUCCCACCGGAAGACGUGAUCGUGGAUGGUGUCGCAAGGUCGGGAGUUGGGCUUGUGCCUGAAGAAGUGGUAACGGAAGACGAGGUCGUAGACGAUGUCGUCAGUUCGAGAGGUGCGGUCGUGGCUGCGGAAGUAGUAGCGGUAGACGGGGUCGUGCCUGGAGUAGUUGUCCUCGAGGACGGAGUCGUGGAAUUUGUCAACAGUUCGGGUGUUGCUGUCGUGACUGGCGUCGUCGUACCGGAAGACGAGGUCGUUGCUGGAGUAUUGGCAUCAGAAGAUGAAGUCGUAGAAAGUAUCGCCAGGUCAAGCGACGCGCUCGUAGCUAGAGUACUCCCACCGGAAGACGUGAUCAUGGACGGUGUCGUAAGGUCGGGUGAUGGGCUUGUGCCUGAAGAAAUGGUAACGGAAGACGCGGUCGUAGACGAUGUCGUCCGUUCUUCGGGUGUAGCUGUCGUGACGGGCGUCGUCGUACCGGAAGACGAGGUCGUUGCUGGAGUAUUGGCAUCAGAAGAUGAAGUCGUAGAAAGUGUCGCCAGUUCGGGUGUCGCGUUCGUGACUGGCGUAGUCGUACCGGAAGACGGGGUAGUGGCUGUAGUAGUCGUAUUGGAAGAUGCGGUCGUGACUGAACUAGUCGUGCCGGAAGAAGAAGUCGUGGUUGGAGUAGUCGUAUUGUACGACGCGGUCGUGACUGAACUACUCGUACCGGAAGACGACGUCGUGGCUGGAGUAGUCGUACCGGAAGACGAGUUCAUAGAAAGUAUCGGUGAGUCAGCAUACGCGAGUUCAUCCGGAGUACUCAUGAUCGACGAAGAGGUCGUAGAAGGUGGCGAGAAUUCAGGUAACGCAGUCGUUGCAGGAGUAGUUGUACCGGAAGACGAAUCGAGAGUCGAAAUCGUGGCUGAGGAAGUAGUAGCGGGAGACGGGGUUGUGCCUGGAGAAGUCGUCCCCGACGACGGAGUCGUGGAAGUUGUCGAGAGUUCGGGUGUUGCGGUCGUGACUGGAGUAGUCGUACCGGAAGACGAGGUCGUUGCUGAAGUAUUCGCAUCAGAAGAUGAAGUCGUAGAAAGUGUCGUCAGUUCAGGCGACGCGCUCAUAGCUAGAGUACUCCCACCGGAAGACAUGAUCGUGGAUGGUGUCGCAAGGUCGGGAGUUGCGCUUGUGCCUGAAGAAGUGGUAACGGAAGGCGAGGUCGCAGACGAUGUCGUCAGUUCGAGAGGGGCGGUCGUGGCUGCGGAAGUAUUAGCGGAAGACGGGAUCGUGCCUGGAGUAGUUGUCCUCGAUGACGGAGUCGUCGAAGUUGUCGACAUCUCGGGUGUCGCGGUCGUGGCUGCAGUAGUCGUACUGGAAGACGAGGUCGCAGCUGGAGUAGUCGUACCGGAAGACGAGGUCGUAGGCGAUGUCGACAGGUGGAGAGAAGCGGUCGUGGCUAGGGAACUAGUUGCGGAAGACGGGGUUGUGCCUGGACUAGUUGUCGUCGAUGACGGAGUCGUGGAAGUUGUCGACAGUUCGGGUGUUGCGGUCGUGACUGGCGUCGUCGUACCGGAAGACGAGGUCGUUGCUGGAGUAUUCGCAUCAGAAGAUGAAGUCGUAGAAAGUGUCGCCAGGUCAAGCGACGCGCUCGUAGCUAGAGUACUCCCACCGGAAGACGUGAUCAUGGACGGUUUCGUAAGGUCGGUUGAUGGGCUUGUGCCUGAAGAAUUGGUAACGGAAGACGAGGUCGUAGACGAUGUCGUCAGUUCGAGAGGUGCGGUCGUGGCUGCGGAAAUAUUAGCGGAAGACGGGGUCGUGCCAGGAGAAGUUGUCCUCGAUGACGGAGUCGUGGAAGUUGUCGACGGUUCGGGUGUUGCGGUCGUGACUGGCGUAGUCGUACCGGAAGACGGGGUAGUGGCUGUAGUAGUCGUAUUGGUAGAUGAGGUCGUGACUGAACUAGUCGUGCCGGAAGAAGAAGUCCUGGUUGGAGUAGUCGUAUUGUACGACGCGGUCGUGACUGAACUACUCGUACCGGAAGACGACGUCGUGGCUGGAGUAGUCGUACCGGAAGACGAGUUCAUAGAAAGUAUCGGUGAGUCAGCAUACGCGAGUUCAUCCGGAGUACUCAUAUUCGACGAAGAGGUCGUAGAAGGUGGCGAGAAUUCAGUCGUACCGGAAGACGAGGAGGUAGUAGUCGAUGUCGACAGAUCGAGAGUCGAAAUCGUGGCUGAGGAAGUAGUAGCGGGAGUCGGGGUUGUGCCUGGAGAAGUUGUCCCCGACGACGGAGUCGUGGACGUUGUCGAGUGUUCGGGUGUUGCGGUCGUGACUGGAGUAGUCGUACCGGAAGACGAGGUCGUUGCUGAAGUAUUCACAUCAGAAGAUGAAGUCGUAGAAAGUGUCGUCAGGUCAGGCGACGCGCUCGUAGCUAGAGUACUCCUAGCCGAAGACGUGAUCGUGGACGGUGUCGCAAGGUCGGGAGUUGGUCUUGUGCCUGAAGAAGUGGUAACGGAAGACGAGGUCGCAGACGAUGUCGUCAGUUCGAGAGGGGCGGUCGUGGCUGCGGAAGGAUUAGCGGAAGACGGGGUCGUGCCUGCAGUAGUUGUCGUCGAUGACGGAGUCGUGGAAGUUGUCGACGGUUCGGGUGUUGCGGUCGUGACUAGCGUCGUCGUACCGGAAGACGAGGUCGUUGCUGGAGUAUUCGCAUCAGAAGAUGAAGUCGUAGAAAGUGUCGCCAGGUCAAGCGACGCACUCGUAGCUAGAGUACUCCCACCGGAUGACGUGAUCAUGGACGGUGUCGUAAGGUCGGGUGAUGGGCUUGUGCCUGAAGAAAUGGUAACGGAAGACGCGGUCGUAGACGAUGUCGUCAGUUCUUCGGGUGUAGCUGUCGUGACGGGCGUCGUCGUACCGGAAGACGAGGUCGUUGCUGGAGUAUUGGCAUCAGAAGAUGAAGUCGUAGAAAGUGUCGCCAGGUCAAGCAACGCGCUCGUAGCUAGAGUACUCCCACCGGAAGACGUGAUCAUGGACGGUUUCGUAAGGUCGAGUGAUGGGCUUGUGCCUGAAGAAUUGGUAACGGCAGACGAGGUCGUAGACGACGUCGUCAGUUCUUCGGCUGUUGCUGUCGUGACUGGCGUCGUCGUACCGGAAAACGAGGUCGUUGCUGGAGUAUUCGCAUUAGAAGAUGAAGUCGUAGAAAGUGUCGCCAGGUCAGGCGACGCGCUCGUAGCUAGGGUACUCCCACCGGAAGACGUGAUCGUGGAUGGUGUCGCAAGGUCUGGAGUUGGACUUGUGCCUGAAAAAGUGGUAACGGAAGACGAGGUCGUUGGCGAUGUCGUCAGUUCGAGAGGUGCGGUCGUGGCUGCGGAAGUAUUAGCGGAAGACGGGGUCGUGCCUGCAGUAGUUGUCGUCGAUGACGGAGUCGUGGAAGUUGUCGACAGUUCGGGUGUUGCGGUCGUGACUAGCGUCGUCGUACCGGAAGACGAGGUCGUUGCUGGAGUAUUGGCAUCAGAAGAUGAAGUCGUAGAAAGUGUCGCCAGGUCAAGCGACGCGCUCGUAGCUAGAGUACUCCCACCGGAAGACGUGAUCAUGGACGGUGUCGUAAGGUCGAGUGAUGGGCUUGUGCCUGAAGAAUUGGUAACGGCAAACGAGGUCGUAGACGACGUCGUCAUUGUCCUCGAUGACGGAGUCGUGGAAGGUGUCGACAGUUCGGGUGUCGCGUUCGUGACUGGAGUAGUCGUACCGGAAGACGAAGACGUGGCUGGAGUAGUCGUAUUGGAAGCCGCGGUCGUGACUGAACUAGUCGUACCGGAAGACGACGUCGUGUCUGGAGUAAUCGUACCGGAAGACGCGGUCUUGGAAGGUGUCGUAAGGUCGUUCGACGCGAACUUUUCUAAAGUAUUCGUACCCGAAGACGAGUUCAUAGAAAGUAUCGGUGAGUCAGCAUACGCGAGUUCAUCCGGAGUACUCAUAUUCGACGAAGAGGUCGUAGAAGGUGGCGAGAAUUCAGUCGUACCGGAAGGCGAGGAGGUAGUCGUCGAUGUCGACAGAUCGAGAGUCGAAAUCGUGGCUGAGGAAGUAGUAGCGGGAGACGGGGUUGUGCCUGGAGGAGUCGUCCCCGACGACGGAGUCGUGGAAGUUGUCGACAGUUCGGCUGUUGCUGUCGUGACUGGCGUCGUCGUACCGGAAGACGAGGUCGUUGCUGGAGUAUUCGCAUCAGAAGAUAAAGUCGUAGAAAGUGUCGUCAGGUCAGGCGACGCGCUCGUAGCUAGGGUACUCCCACCGGAAGACGUGAUCGUGGAUGGUGUCGCAAGGUCGGGAGUUGGGCUUGUGCCUGAAGAAGUGGUAACGGAAGACGAGGUCGUAGACGAUGUCGUCAGUUCGAGAGGUGCGGUCGUGGCUGCGGAAGUAGUAGCGGUAGACGGGGUCGUGCCUGGAGUAGUUGUCCUCGAGGACGGAGUCGUGGAAUUUGUCAACAGUUCGGGUGUUGCUGUCGUGACUGGCGUCGUCGUACCGGAAGACGAGGUCGUUGCUGGAGUAUUGGCAUCAGAAGAUGAAGUCGUAGAAAGUAUCGCCAGGUCAAGCGACGCGCUCGUAGCUAGAGUACUCCCACCGGAAGACGUGAUCAUUGACGUUUUCGCAAGGUCGGGUGAUGGGCUUGUGCCUGAAGAAGUGGUAACGGAAGACGAGGUCGUAAACGAUGUCGUCAGUUCGAGAGGGGCGGUCGUGGCUGCGGAAGUAGUAGCGGAAGACGGGGUCGUGCCUGGAGUAGUUGUCCUCGAUGACGGAGUCGUGGAAGUUGUCGACAAUUCGGGUGUCGCAAUCGUGGCUGCAGUAGUCGUACUGGAAGACGAGGUCGUAGCUGGAGUAUUCGCAUCAGAAGAUGAAGUCGUAGAAAGUGUCGUCAGGUCAGGCGACGCGCUCGUAGCUAGAGUACUUCCACUGGAAGACCCGAUCGUGGACGGUGUCGCAAGUUCGAGAGGGGCGGUCGUGGCUGAGGAAAUAGUAGCGGAACAUGGAGUCCUGCCUGGAAUAGUUGUCCUCGAUGACGGAGUCGUGGAAGUUGUCGACGGUUCGGGUGUUGCGGUCGUGACUGGCGUAGUCGUACCGGAAGACGGGUUAGUGGCUGUAGUAGUCGUAUUGGAAGAUACGGUCGUGACUGAACUAGUCGUGCCGGAAGAAGAAGUCGUGGUUGGAGUAGUCGUAUUGUACGACGCUGUCGUGACUGAACUACUCGUACCGGUAGACGACGUCGUGGCUGGAGUAGUCGUACCGGAAGACGAGUUCAUAGAAAGUAUCGGUGAGUCAGCAUACGCGAGUUCAUCCGGAGUACUCAUAUUCGACGAAGAGGUCGUAGAAGGUGGCGAGAAUUCAGUCGUACCGGAAGGCGAGGAGGUAGUCGUCGAUGUCGACAGAUCGAGAGUCGAAAUCGUGGCUGAGGAAGUAGUAGCGGGAGACGGGGUUGUGCCUGGAGAAGUCGUCCCCGACGACGGAGUCGUGGAAGUUGUCGACAGUUCGGCUGUUGCUGUCGUGACUGGCGUUGUCGUACCGGAAGACGAGGUCGUUGCUGGAGUAUUCGCAUCAGAAGAUAAAGUCGUAGAAAGUGUCGUCAGGUCAGGCGACGCGCUCGUAGCUAGGGUACUCCCACCGGAAGACGUGAUCGUGGAUGGUGUCGCAAGGUCGGGAGUUGGGCUUGUGCCUGAAGAAGUGGUAACGGACGACGAGGUCGUAGACGAUGUCGUCAGUUCGAGAGGUGCGGUCGUGGCUGCGGAAGUAGUAGCGGUAGACGGGGUCGUGCCUGGAGUAGUUGUCCUCGAGGACGGAGUCGUGGAAUUUGUCAACAGUUCGGGUGUUGCUGUCGUGACUGGCGUCGUCGUACCGGAAGACGAGGUCGUUGCUGGAGUAUUGGCAUCAGAAGAUGAAGUCGUAGAAAGUAUCGCCAGGUCAAGCGACGCGCUCGUAGCUAGAGUACUCCCACCGGAAGACGUGAUCAUUGACGUUUUCGCAAGGUCGGGUGAUGGGCUUGUGCCUGAAGAAGUGGUAACGGAAGACGAGGUCGUAAACGAUGUCGUCAGUUCGAGAGGGGCGGUCGUGGCUGCGGAAGUAGUAGCGGAAGACGGGGUCGUGCCUGGAGUAGUUGUCCUCGAUGACGGAGUCGUGGAAGUUGUCGACAAUUCGGGUGUCGCGGUCGUGGCUGCAGUAGUCGUACUGGAAGACGAGGUCGCAGCUGGAGUAGUCGUACCGGAAGACGAGGUCGUAGGCGAUGUCGACAGGUGGAGAGAAGCGGUCGUGGCUAGGGAACUAGUUGCGGAAGACGGGGUUGUGCCUGGACUAGUUGUCGUCGAUGACGGAGUCGUGGAAGUUGUCGACAGUUCGGGUGUUGCGGUCGUGACUGGCGUCGUCGUACCGGAAGACGAGGUCGUUGCUGGAGUAUUCGCAUCAGAAGAUAAAGUCGUAGAAAGUGUCGUCAGGUCAGGCGACGCGCUCGUAGCUAGGGUACUCCCACCGGAAGACGUGAUCGUGGAUGGUGUCGCAAGGUCGGGAGUUGGGCUUGUGCCUGAAGAAGUGGUAACGGAAGGCGAGGUCGCAGACGAUGUCGUCAGUUCGAGAGGGGCGGUCGUGGCUGCGGAAGUAUUAGCGGAAGACGGGAUCGUGCCUGGAGUAGUUGUCCUCGAUGACGGAGUCGUCGAAGUUGUCGACAUCUCGGGUGUCGCGGUCGUGGCUGCAGUAGUCGUACUGGAAGACGAGGUCGCAGCUGGAGUAGUCGUACCGGAAGACGAGGUCGUAGGCGAUGUCGACAGGUGGAGAGAAGCGGUCGUGGCUAGGGAACUAGUUGCGGAAGACGGGGUUGUGCCUGGACUAGUUGUCGUCGAUGACGGAGUCGUGGAAGUUGUCGACAGUUCGGGUGUUGCGGUCGUGACUGGCGUCGUCGUACCGGAAGACGAGGUCGUUGCUGGAGUAUUCGCAUCAGAAGAUGAAGUCGUAGAAAGUGUCGCCAGGUCAAGCGACGCGCUCGUAGCUAGAGUACUCCCACCGGAAGACGUGAUCAUGGACGGUUUCGUAAGGUCGGUUGAUGGGCUUGUGCCUGAAGAAUUGGUAACGGAAGACGAGGUCGUAGACGAUGUCGUCAGUUCGAGAGGUGCGGUCGUGGCUGCGGAAAUAUUAGCGGAAGACGGGGUCGUGCCAGGAGAAGUUGUCCUCGAUGACGGAGUCGUGGAAGUUGUCGACGGUUCGGGUGUUGCGGUCGUGACUGGCGUAGUCGUACCGGAAGACGGGGUAGUGGCUGUAGUAGUCGUAUUGGUAGAUGAGGUCGUGACUGAACUAGUCGUGCCGGAAGAAGAAGUCCUGGUUGGAGUAGUCGUAUUGUACGACGCGGUCGUGACUGAACUACUCGUACCGGAAGACGACGUCGUGGCUGGAGUAGUCGUACCGGAAGACGAGUUCAUAGAAAGUAUCGGUGAGUCAGCAUACGCGAGUUCAUCCGGAGUACUCAUAUUCGACGAAGAGGUCGUAGAAGGUGGCGAGAAUUCAGUCGUACCGGAAGACGAGGAGGUAGUAGUCGAUGUCGACAGAUCGAGAGUCGAAAUCGUGGCUGAGGAAGUAGUAGCGGGAGUCGGGGUUGUGCCUGGAGAAGUUGUCCCCGACGACGGAGUCGUGGACGUUGUCGAGUGUUCGGGUGUUGCGGUCGUGACUGGAGUAGUCGUACCGGAAGACGAGGUCGUUGCUGAAGUAUUCACAUCAGAAGAUGAAGUCGUAGAAAGUGUCGUCAGGUCAGGCGACGCGCUCGUAGCUAGAGUACUCCUACCCGAAGACGUGAUCGUGGACGGUGUCGCAAGGUCGGGAGUUGGUCUUGUGCCUGAAGAAGUGGUAACGGAAGACGAGGUCGCAGACGAUGUCGUCAGUUCGAGAGGGGCGGUCGUGGCUGCGGAAGGAUUAGCGGAAGACGGGGUCGUGCCUGCAGUAGUUGUCGUCGAUGACGGAGUCGUGGAAGUUGUCGACGGUUCGGGUGUUGCGGUCGUGACUAGCGUCGUCGUACCGGAAGACGAGGUCGUUGCUGGAGUAUUCGCAUCAGAAGAUGAAGUCGUAGAAAGUGUCGCCAGGUCAAGCGACGCACUCGUAGCUAGAGUACUCCCACCGGAUGACGUGAUCAUGGACGGUGUCGUAAGGUCGGGUGAUGGGCUUGUGCCUGAAGAAAUGGUAACGGAAGACGCGGUCGUAGACGAUGUCGUCAGUUCUUCGGGUGUAGCUGUCGUGACGGGCGUCGUCGUACCGGAAGACGAGGUCGUUGCUGGAGUAUUGGCAUCAGAAGAUGAAGUCGUAGAAAGUGUCGCCAGGUCAAGCAACGCGCUCGUAGCUAGAGUACUCCCACCGGAAGACGUGAUCAUGGACGGUUUCGUAAGGUCGAGUGAUGGGCUUGUGCCUGAAGAAUUGGUAACGGCAGACGAGGUCGUAGACGACGUCGUCAGUUCUUCGGCUGUUGCUGUCGUGACUGGCGUCGUCGUACCGGAAAACGAGGUCGUUGCUGGAGUAUUCGCAUUAGAAGAUGAAGUCGUAGAAAGUGUCGCCAGGUCAGGCGACGCGCUCGUAGCUAGGGUACUCCCACCGGAAGACGUGAUCGUGGAUGGUGUCGCAAGGUCUGGAGUUGGACUUGUGCCUGAAAAAGUGGUAACGGAAGACGAGGUCGUUGGCGAUGUCGUCAGUUCGAGAGGUGCGGUCGUGGCUGCGGAAGUAUUAGCGGAAGACGGGGUCGUGCCUGCAGUAGUUGUCGUCGAUGACGGAGUCGUGGAAGUUGUCGACAGUUCGGGUGUUGCGGUCGUGACUAGCGUCGUCGUACCGGAAGACGAGGUCGUUGCUGGAGUAUUGGCAUCAGAAGAUGAAGUCGUAGAAAGUGUCGCCAGGUCAAGCGACGCGCUCGUAGCUAGAGUACUCCCACCGGAAGACGUGAUCAUGGACGGUGUCGUAAGGUCGAGUGAUGGGCUUGUGCCUGAAGAAUUGGUAACGGCAAACGAGGUCGUAGACGACGUCGUCAUUGUCCUCGAUGACGGAGUCGUGGAAGGUGUCGACAGUUCGGGUGUCGCGUUCGUGACUGGAGUAGUCGUACCGGAAGACGAAGACGUGGCUGGAGUAGUCGUAUUGGAAGCCGCGGUCGUGACUGAACUAGUCGUACCGGAAGACGACGUCGUGUCUGGAGUAAUCGUACCGGAAGACGCGGUCUUGGAAGGUGUCGUAAGGUCGUUCGACGCGAACUUUUCUAAAGUAUUCGUACCCGAAGACGAGUUCAUAGAAAGUAUCGGUGAGUCAGCAUACGCGAGUUCAUCCGGAGUACUCAUAUUCGACGAAGAGGUCGUAGAAGGUGGCGAGAAUUCAGUCGUACCGGAAGGCGAGGAGGUAGUCGUCGAUGUCGACAGAUCGAGAGUCGAAAUCGUGGCUGAGGAAGUAGUAGCGGGAGACGGGGUUGUGCCUGGAGGAGUCGUCCCCGACGACGGAGUCGUGGAAGUUGUCGACAGUUCGGCUGUUGCUGUCGUGACUGGCGUCGUCGUACCGGAAGACGAGGUCGUUGCUGGAGUAUUCGCAUCAGAAGAUAAAGUCGUAGAAAGUGUCGUCAGGUCAGGCGACGCGCUCGUAGCUAGGGUACUCCCACCGGAAGACGUGAUCGUGGAUGGUGUCGCAAGGUCGGGAGUUGGGCUUGUGCCUGAAGAAGUGGUAACGGAAGACGAGGUCGUAGACGAUGUCGUCAGUUCGAGAGGUGCGGUCGUGGCUGCGGAAGUAGUAGCGGUAGACGGGGUCGUGCCUGGAGUAGUUGUCCUCGAGGACGGAGUCGUGGAAUUUGUCAACAGUUCGGGUGUUGCUGUCGUGACUGGCGUCGUCGUACCGGAAGACGAGGUCGUUGCUGGAGUAUUGGCAUCAGAAGAUGAAGUCGUAGAAAGUAUCGCCAGGUCAAGCGACGCGCUCGUAGCUAGAGUACUCCCACCGGAAGACGUGAUCAUUGACGUUUUCGCAAGGUCGGGUGAUGGGCUUGUGCCUGAAGAAGUGGUAACGGAAGACGAGGUCGUAAACGAUGUCGUCAGUUCGAGAGGGGCGGUCGUGGCUGCGGAAGUAGUAGCGGAAGACGGGGUCGUGCCUGGAGUAGUUGUCCUCGAUGACGGAGUCGUGGAAGUUGUCGACAAUUCGGGUGUCGCAAUCGUGGCUGCAGUAGUCGUACUGGAAGACGAGGUCGUAGCUGGAGUAUUCGCAUCAGAAGAUGAAGUCGUAGAAAGUGUCGUCAGGUCAGGCGACGCGCUCGUAGCUAGAGUACUUCCACUGGAAGACCCGAUCGUGGACGGUGUCGCAAGUUCGAGAGGGGCGGUCGUGGCUGAGGAAAUAGUAGCGGAACAUGGAGUCCUGCCUGGAAUAGUUGUCCUCGAUGACGGAGUCGUGGAAGUUGUCGACGGUUCGGGUGUUGCGGUCGUGACUGGCGUAGUCGUACCGGAAGACGGGUUAGUGGCUGUAGUAGUCGUAUUGGAAGAUACGGUCGUGACUGAACUAGUCGUGCCGGAAGAAGAAGUCGUGGUUGGAGUAGUCGUAUUGUACGACGCUGUCGUGACUGAACUACUCGUACCGGUAGACGACGUCGUGGCUGGAGUAGUCGUACCGGAAGACGAGUUCAUAGAAAGUAUCGGUGAGUCAGCAUACGCGAGUUCAUCCGGAGUACUCAUAUUCGACGAAGAGGUCGUAGAAGGUGGCGAGAAUUCAGUCGUACCGGAAGGCGAGGAGGUAGUCGUCGAUGUCGACAGAUCGAGAGUCGAAAUCGUGGCUGAGGAAGUAGUAGCGGGAGACGGGGUUGUGCCUGGAGAAGUCGUCCCCGACGACGGAGUCGUGGAAGUUGUCGACAGUUCGGCUGUUGCUGUCGUGACUGGCGUUGUCGUACCGGAAGACGAGGUCGUUGCUGGAGUAUUCGCAUCAGAAGAUAAAGUCGUAGAAAGUGUCGUCAGGUCAGGCGACGCGCUCGUAGCUAGGGUACUCCCACCGGAAGACGUGAUCGUGGAUGGUGUCGCAAGGUCGGGAGUUGGGCUUUUGCCUGAAGAAGUGGUAACGGACGACGAGGUCGUAGACGAUGUCGUCAGUUCGAGAGGUGCGGUCGUGGCUGCGGAAGUAGUAGCGGUAGACGGGGUCGUGCCUGGAGUAGUUGUCCUCGAGGACGGAGUCGUGGAAUUUGUCAACAGUUCGGGUGUUGCUGUCGUGACUGGCGUCGUCGUACCGGAAGACGAGGUCGUUGCUGGAGUAUUGGCAUCAGAAGAUGAAGUCGUAGAAAGUAUCGCCAGGUCAAGCGACGCGCUCGUAGCUAGAGUACUCCCACCGGAAGACGUGAUCAUUGACGUUUUCGCAAGGUCGGGUGAUGGGCUUGUGCCUGAAGAAGUGGUAACGGAAGACGAGGUCGUAAACGAUGUCGUCAGUUCGAGAGGGGCGGUCGUGGCUGCGGAAGUAGUAGCGGAAGACGGGGUCGUGCCUGGAGUAGUUGUCCUCGAUGACGGAGUCGUGGAAGUUGUCGACAAUUCGGGUGUCGCGGUCGUGGCUGCAGUAGUCGUACUGGAAGACGAGGUCGUAGCUGGAGUAUUCGCAUCAGAAGAUGAAGUCGUAGAAAGUGUCGUCAGGUCAGGCGACGCGCUCGUAGCUAGAGUACUUCCACUGGAAGACCCGAUCGUGGACGGUGUCGCAAGUUCGAGAGGGGCGGUCGUGGCUGAGGAAAUAGUAGCGGAAGAUGGAGUCCUGCCUGGAAUAGUUGUCCUCGAUGACGGAGUCGUGGAAGUUGUCGACGGUUCGGGUGUUGCGGUCGUGACUGGCGUAGUCGUACCGGAAGACGGGUUAGUGGCUUUAGUAGUCGUAUUGGAAGAUACGGUCGUGACUGAACUAGUCGUGCCGGAAGAAGAAGUCGUGGUUGGAGUAGUCGUAUUGUACGACGCUGUCGUGACUGAACUACUCGUACCGGUAGACGACGUCGUGGCUGGAGUAGUCGUACCGGAAGACGAGUUCAUAGAAAGUAUCGGUGAGUCAGCAUACGCGAGUUCAUCCGGAGUACUCAUAUUCGACGAAGAGUUCGUAGAAGAUGGCGAGAAUUCAGUCGUACCGGAAGACGAGGAGGUAGUCGUCGAUGUCGACAGAUCGAGAGUCGAAAUCGUGGCUGAGGAAGUAGUAGCGGGAGACGGGGUUGUGCCUGGAGAAGUUGUCGCCGACGACGGAGUCGUGGACGUUGUCGAGAGUUCGGGUGUUGCGGUCGUGACUGGCGUAGUCGUACCGGAAGACGAGGUCGUUGCUGAAGUAUUCACAUCAGAAGAUGAAGUCGUAGAAAGUGUCGUCAGGUCAGGCGACGCGCUCGUAGCUAGAGUACUCCUACCGGAAGACGUGAUCGUGGACGGUGUCGCAAGGUCGGGAGUUGGUCUUGUGCCUGAAGAAGUGGUAACGGAAGACGAGGUCGCAGACGAUGUCGUCAGUUCGAGAGGGGCGGUCGUGGCUGCGGACGGAUUACCGGAAGACGGGGUCGUGCCUGCAGUAGUUGUCGUCGAUGACGGAGUCGUGGAAGUUGUCGACGGUUCGGGUGUUGCGGUCGUGACUAGCGUCGUCGUACCGGAAGACGAGGUCGUUGCUGGAGUAUUCGCAUCAGAAGAUGAAGUCGUAGAAAGUGUCGCCAGGUCAAGCGACGCGCUCGUAGCUAGAGUACUCCCACCGGAAGACGUGAUCAUGGACGGUGUCGUAAGGUCGGGUGAUAGGCUUGUGCCUGAAGAAAUGGUAACGGAAGACGCGGUCGUAGACGAUGUCGUCAGUUCUUCGGGUGUAGCUGUCGUGACGGGCGUCGUCAUACCGGAAGACGAGGUCGUUGCUGGAGUAUUGGCAUCAGAAGAUGAAGUCGUAGAAAAUGUCGCCAGGUCAAGCAACGCGCUCGUAGCUAGAGUACUCCCACCGGAAGACGUGAUCAUGGACGGUUUCGUAAGGUCGAGUGAUGGGCUUGUGCCUGAAGAAUUGGUAACGGCAGACGAGGUCGUAGACGACGUCGUCAUUGUCCUCGAUGACGGAGUCGUGGAAGUUGUCGACAGUUCGGGUGUCGCGUUCGUGACUGGCGUAGUCGUACCGGAAGACGGGGUAGUGGCUGUAGUAGUCGUAUUGGAAGAUGCGGUCGUGACUGAACUAGUCGUGCCGGAAGAAGAAGUCGUGGUUGGAGUAGUCGUAUUGUACGACGCGGUCGUGACUGAAAUACUCGUACCGGAAGACGACGUCGUGGCUGGAGUAGUUGUACCGGAAGACGAGUUCAUAGAAAGUAUCGGUGAGUCAGCAUACGCGAGUUCAUCCGGAGUACUCAUAUUCGACGAAGAGGUCGUAGAAGGUGGCGAGAAUUCAGUCGUACCGGACGACGAGGAGGUAGUCGUCGAUGUCGACAGAUCGAGAGUCGAAAUCGUGGCUGAGGAAGUAGUAGCGGGAGACGGGGUUGUGCCUGGAGAAGUCGUCCCCGACGACGGAGUCGUGGAAGUUGUCGAGAGUUCGGGUGUUGCGGUCGUGACUGGAGUAGUCGUACCGGAAGACGAGGUCGUUGCUGAAGUAUUCGCAUCAGAAGAUGAAGUCGUAGAAAGUGUCGCCAGGUCGGGAGUUGGUCUUGUGCCUGAAGAAGUGGUAACGGAAGACGAGGUCGCAGACGAUGUCGUCAGUUCGAGAGGGGCGGUCGUGGCUGCGGAAGGAUUAGCGGAAGACGGGGUCGUGCCUGCAGUAGUUGUCGUCGAUGACGGAGUCGUGGAAGUUGUCGACGGUUCGGGUGUUGCGGUCGUGACUAGCGUCGUCGUACCGGAAGACGAGGUCGUUGCUGGAGUAUUCGCAUCAGAAGAUGAAGUCGUAGAAAGUGUCGCCAGGUCAAGCGACGCGCUCGUAGCUAGAGUACUCCCACCGGAAGACGUGAUCAUGGACGGUGUCGUAAGGUCGGGUGAUGGGCUUGUGCCUGAAGAAAUGGUAACGGCAGACGAGGUCGUAGACGACGUCGUCAGUUCUUCGGCUGUUGCUGUCGUGACUGGCGUCGUCGUACCGGAAAACGAGGUCGUUGCUGGAGUAUUCGCAUUAGAAGAUGAAGUCGUAGAAAGUGUCGCCAGGUCAGGCGACGCGCUCGUAGCUAGGGUACUCCCACCGGAAGACGUGAUCGUGGAUGGUGUCGCAAGGUCGGGAGUUGGGCUUGUGCCCGAAGAAGUGGUAACGGAAGACGAGGUCGCAGACGAUGUCGUCAGUUCGAGAGGGGCGGUCGUGGCUGCGGAAGUAUUAGCGGAAGACGGGAUCGUGCCUGGAGUAGUUGUCCUCGAUGACGGAGUCGUCGAAGUUGUCGACAUCUCGGGUGUCGCGGUCGUGGCUGCAGUAGUCGUACUGGAAGACGAGGUCGCAGCUGGAGUAGUCGUACCGGAAGACGAGGUCGUAGGCGAUGUCGACAGGUGGAGAGAAGCGGUCGUGGCUAGGGAACUAGUUGCGGAAGACGGGGUUGUGCCUGGACUAGUUGUCGUCGAUGACGGAGUCGUGGAAGUUGUCGACAGUUCGGGUGUUGCGGUCGUGACUGGCGUCGUCGUACCGGAAGACGAGGUCGUUGCUGGAGUAUUCGCAUCAGAAGAUGAAGUCGUUGAAAGUGUCGCCAGGUCAAGCAACGCGCUCGUAGCUAGAGUACUCCCACCGGAAGACGUGAUCAUGGACGGUUUCGUAAGGUCGAGUGAUGGGCUUGUGCCUGAAGAAUUGGUAACGGCAGACGAGGUCGUAGACGACGUCGUCAUUGUCCUCGAUGACGGAGUCGUGGAAGUUGUCGACAGUUCGGGUGUCGCGUUCGUGACUGGCGUAGUCGUACCGGAAGACGGGGUAGUGGCUGUAGUAGUCGUAUUGGAAGAUGCGGUCGUGACUGAACUAGUCGUGCCGGAAGAAGAAGUCGUGGUUGGAGUAGUCGUAUUGUACGACGCGGUCGUGACUGAACUACUCGUACCGGAAGACGACGUCGUGGCUGGAGUAGUCGUACCGGAAGACGAGUUCAUAGAAAGUAUCGGUGAGUCAGCAUACGCGAGUUCAUCCGGAGUACUCAUAUUCGACGAAGAGGUCGUAGAAGGUGGCGAGAAUUCAGUCGUACCGGACGACGAGGAGGUAGUCGUCGAUGUCGACAGAUCGAGAGUCGAAAUCGUGGCUGAGGAAGUAGUAGCGGGAGACGGGGUUGUGCCUGGAGAAGUCGUCCCCGACGACGGAGUCGUGGAAGUUGUCGAGAGUUCGGGUGUUGCGGUCGUGACUGGAGUAGUCGUACCGGAAGACGAGGUCGUUGCUGAAGUAUUCGCAUCAGAAGAUGAAGUCGUAGAAAGUGUCGCCAGGUCGGGAGUUGGUCUUGUGCCUGAAGAAGUGGUAACGGAAGACGAGGUCGCAGACGAUGUCGUCAGUUCGAGAGGGGCGGUCGUGGCUGCGGAAGGAUUAGCGGAAGACGGGGUCGUGCCUGCAGUAGUUGUCGUCGAUGACGGAGUCGUGGAAGUUGUCGACGGUUCGGGUGUUGCGGUCGUGACUAGCGUCGUCGUACCGGAAGACGAGGUCGUUGCUGGAGUAUUCGCAUCAGAAGAUGAAGUCGUAGAAAGUGUCGCCAGGUCAAGCGACGCGCUCGUAGCUAGAGUACUCCCACCGGAAGACGUGAUCAUGGACGGUGUCGUAAGGUCGGGUGAUGGGCUUGUGCCUGAAGAAAUGGUAACGGCAGACGAGGUCGUAGACGACGUCGUCAGUUCUUCGGCUGUUGCUGUCGUGACUGGCGUCGUCGUACCGGAAAACGAGGUCGUUGCUGGAGUAUUCGCAUUAGAAGAUGAAGUCGUAGAAAGUGUCGCCAGGUCAGGCGACGCGCUCGUAGCUAGGGUACUCCCACCGGAAGACGUGAUCGUGGAUGGUGUCGCAAGGUCUGGAGUUGGGCUUGUGCCCGAAGAAGUGGUAACGGAAGACGAGGUCGCAGACGAUGUCGUCAGUUCGAGAGGGGCGGUCGUGGCUGCGGAAGUAUUAGCGGAAGACGGGAUCGUGCCUGGAGUAGUUGUCCUCGAUGACGGAGUCGUCGAAGUUGUCGACAUCUCGGGUGUCGCGGUCGUGGCUGCAGUAGUCGUACUGGAAGACGAGGUCGCAGCUGGAGUAGUCGUACCGGAAGACGAGGUCGUAGGCGAUGUCGACAGGUGGAGAGAAGCGGUCGUGGCUAGGGAACUAGUUGCGGAAGACGGGGUUGUGCCUGGACUAGUUGUCGUCGAUGACGGAGUCGUGGAAGUUGUCGACAGUUCGGGUGUUGCGGUCGUGACUGGCGUCGUCGUACCGGAAGACGAGGUCGUUGCUGGAGUAUUCGCAUCAGAAGAUGAAGUCGUAGAAAGUGUCGCCAGGUCAAGCGACGCGCUCGUAGCUAGAGUACUCCCACCGGAAGACGUGAUCAUGGACGGUUUCGUAAGGUCGGUUGAUGGGCUUGUGCCUGAAGAAUUGGUAACGGCAGACGAGGUCGUAGACGACGUCGUCAUAGUUGUCUUCGAGGACGGAGUCGUGGAAGUUGUCGACAGUUUGGGUGUCGCGGUCGUGGCUGGAGUAGUCGUACCGGAAGACGAGGUCGUUGCUGGAGUAUUCGCAUCAGAAGAUAAAGUCGUAGAAAGUGUCGUCAGGUCAGGCGACGCGCUCGUAGCUAGGGUACUCCCACCGGAAGACGUGAUCGUGGAUGGUGUCGCAAGGUCGGGAGUUGGGCUUGUGCCUGAAGAAGUGGUAACGGAAGACGAGGUCGUAGACGAUGUCGUCAGUUCGAGAGGUGCGGUCGUGGCUGCGGAAGUAGUAGCGGUAGACGGGGUCGUGCCUGGAGUAGUUGUCCUCGAGGACGGAGUCGUGGAAUUUGUCAACAGUUCGGGUGUUGCUGUCGUGACUGGCGUCGUCGUACCGGAAGACGAGGUCGUUGCUGGAGUAUUGGCAUCAGAAGAUGAAGUCGUAGAAAGUAUCGCCAGGUCAAGCGACGCGCUCGUAGCUAGAGUACUCCCACCGAAAGACGUGAUCAUGGACGUUUUCGCAAGGUCGGGUGAUGGGCUUGUGCCUGAAGAAGUGGUAACGGAAGACGAGGUCGUAAACGAUGUCGUCAGUUCGAGAGGGGCGGUCGUGGCUGCGAAAGUAGUAGCGGAAGACGGGGUCGUGCCUGGAGUAGUUGUCCUCGAUGACGGAGUCGUUGAAUUUGUCAACAGUUCGGGUGUAGCUGUCGUGACGGGCGUCGUCGUACCGGAAGACGAGGUCGUUGCUGGAGUAUUGGCAUCAGAAGAUGAAGUCGUAGAAAGUGUCGCCAGGUCAAGCAACGCGCUCGUAGCUAGAGUACUCCCACCGGAAGACGUGAUCAUGGACGGUUUCGUAAGGUCGAGUGAUGGGCUUGUGCCUGAAGAAUUGGUAACGGCAGACGAGGUCGUAGACGACGUCGUCAGUUCUUCGGCUGUUGCUGUCGUGACUGGCGUCGUCGUACCGGAAAACGAGGUCGUUGCUGGAGUAUUCGCAUUAGAAGAUGAAGUCGUAGAAAGUGUCGCCAGGUCAGGCGACGCGCUCGUAGCUAGGGUACUCCCACCGGAAGACGUGAUCGUGGAUGGUGUCGCAAGGUCGGGAGUUGGGCUUGUGCCUGAAGAAGUGGUAACGGAAGACGAGGUCGCAGACGAUGUCGUCAGUUCGAGAGGGGCGGUCGUGGCUGCGGAAGUAUUAGCGGAAGACGGGAUCGUGCCUGGAGUAGUUGUCCUCGAUGACGGAGUCGUGGAAGUUGUCGACAGUUUGGGUGUCGCGGUCGUGGCUGGAGUAGUCGUACCGGAAGACGAGGUCGUUGCUGGAGUAUUCGCAUCAGAAGAUAAAGUCGUAGAAAGUGUCGUCAGGUCAGGCGACGCGCUCGUAGCUAGGGUACUCCCACCGGAAGACGUGAUCGUGGAUGGUGUCGCAAGGUCGGGAGUUGGGCUUGUGCCUGAAGAAGUGGUAACGGAAGACGAGGUCGUAGACGAUGUCGUCAGUUCGAGAGGUGCGGUCGUGGCUGCGGAAGUAGUAGCGGUAGACGGGGUCGUGCCUGGAGUAGUUGUCCUCGAGGACGGAGUCGUGGAAUUUGUCAACAGUUCGGGUGUUGCUGUCGUGACUGGCGUCGUCGUACCGGAAGACGAGGUCGUUGCUGGAGUAUUGGCAUCAGAAGAUGAAGUCGUAGAAAGUAUCGCCAGGUCAAGCGACGCGCUCGUAGCUAGAGUACUCCCACCGAAAGACGUGAUCAUGGACGUUUUCGCAAGGUCGGGUGAUGGGCUUGUGCCUGAAGAAGUGGUAACGGAAGACGAGGUCGUAAACGAUGUCGUCAGUUCGAGAGGGGCGGUCGUGGCUGCGAAAGUAGUAGCGGAAGACGGGGUCGUGCCUGGAGUAGUUGUCCUCGAUGACGGAGUCGUUGAAUUUGUCAACAGUUCGGGUGUAGCUGUCGUGACGGGCGUCGUCGUACCGGAAGACGAGGUCGUUGCUGGAGUAUUGGCAUCAGAAGAUGAAGUCGUAGAAAGUGUCGCCAGGUCAAGCAACGCGCUCGUAGCUAGAGUACUCCCACCGGAAGACGUGAUCAUGGACGGUUUCGUAAGGUCGAGUGAUGGGCUUGUGCCUGAAGAAUUGGUAACGGCAGACGAGGUCGUAGACGACGUCGUCAGUUCUUCGGCUGUUGCUGUCGUGACUGGCGUCGUCGUACCGGAAAACGAGGUCGUUGCUGGAGUAUUCGCAUUAGAAGAUGAAGUCGUAGAAAGUGUCGCCAGGUCAGGCGACGCGCUCGUAGCUAGGGUACUCCCACCGGAAGACGUGAUCGUGGAUGGUGUCGCAAGGUCGGGAGUUGGGCUUGUGCCUGAAGAAGUGGUAACGGAAGACGAGGUCGCAGACGAUGUCGUCAGUUCGAGAGGGGCGGUCGUGGCUGCGGAAGUAUUAGCGGAAGACGGGAUCGUGCCUGGAGUAGUUGUCCUCGAUGACGGAGUCGUCGAAGUUGUCGACAUCUCGGGUGUCGCGGUCGUGGCUGCAGUAGUCGUACUGGAAGACGAGGUCGCAGCUGGAGUAGUCGUACCGGAAGACGAGAUCGUAGGCGAUGUCGACAGGUGGAGAGAAGCGGUCGUGGCUAGGGAACUAGUUGCGGAAGACGGGGUUGUGCCUGGACUAGUUGUCGUCGAUGACGGAGUCGUGGAAGUUGUCGACAGUUCGGGUGUUGCGGUCGUGACUGGCGUCGUCGUACCGGAAGACGAGGUCGUUGCUGGAGUAUUCGCAUCAGAAGAUGAAGUCGUAGAAAGUGUCGCCAGGUCAAGCGACGCGCUCGUAGCUAGAGUACUCCCACCGGAAGACGUGAUCAUGGACGGUUUCGUAAGGUCGGUUGAUGGGCUUGUGCCUGAAGAAGUGGUAACGGAAGACGAGGUCGCAGACGAUGUCGUCAGUUCGAGAGGGGCGGUCGUGGCUGCGGAAGUAUUAGCGGAAGACGGGAUCGUGCCUGGAGUAGUUGUCCUCGAUGACGGAGUCGUCGAAGUUGUCGACAUCUCGGGUGUCGCGGUCGUGGCUGCAGUAGUCGUACUGGAAGACGAGGUCGCAGCUGGAGUAGUCGUACCGGAAGACGAGAUCGUAGGCGAUGUCGACAGGUGGAGAGAAGCGGUCGUGGCUAGGGCACUAGUUGCGGAAGACGGGGUUGUGCCUGGACUAGUUGUCGUCGAUGACGGAGUCGUGGAAGUUGUCGACAGUUCGGGUGUUGCGGUCGUGACUGGCGUCGUCGUACCGGAAGACGAGGUCGUUGCUGGAGUAUUCGCAUCAGAAGAUGAAGUCGUAGAAAGUGUCGCCAGGUCAAGCGACGCGCUCGUAGCUAGAGUACUCCCACCGGAAGACGUGAUCAUGGACGGUUUCGUAAGGUCGGUUGAUGGGCUUGUGCCUGAAGAAUUGGUAACGGAAGACGAGGUCGUAGACGAUGUCGUCAGUUCGAGAGGUGCGGUCGUGGCUGCGGAAGUAUUAGCGGAAGACGGGCUCGUGCCUUGA